CGGACGUUGGAUAUUCAAAGAAAACUCGUUUGGCCAAGAAAAAUGUCAAUGCCUGUGUAAAAGUAGCGUUACGCCGUCAGGACACCAGGAGCAUUUUCCUUUGGUCAACGAGUUUUCCUUUCCAUAACACCCCACGCCUCCCUCCUCUGCGCAUGUGCCUGGAUAGCUUGUGGGACUUUGUGCGCGAAUUGAUGGAGUGGCGCCCCGCGGAAGCUGACCCCAGUGCAACAGUCGACGAAACCAUAAAGACCUUCACGGCGCCACCACCGCCAGGCAAGACAAAG
This is a messenger RNA of Amoebophrya sp. A120, 284 nucleotides long. The record is from the annotation of a GenBank genome assembly. NCBI's taxonomy places the organism in Eukaryota, Dinophyceae, Syndiniales, Amoebophryaceae.